AGAGACAACAAAGGAAGGAAAUAGAGAUAUUGUGUUUUGUGCCAAAACAUUACUAAUGAGUAGCUAGCCACUAGUAGAAGCAAAGCUAAAACAAUUCAACCCCCUCCAACUCCAUAGCUUUCAUAUGAGAAAAAGCUGAAAACUCUCUCAUUGCCUUUUCCUUAUCACUUCUCUUUGCUCUCUUUUCUUUCCCUUUAACAAUGCUUGUCAUCUUUCUUACUUCUCACCAUCACUAACAACAAUUUCUUCACAACACACACAUCCAUGGAGUUUAACCUUGAAAACCCUCUUGAAAACUUCCAUGACCUUCCUAAUUCUCAAUGUGUUUCUUCUCUUUUUCUUAUUGAAUCUGACCACAUCCCACCACUAAAUUACUUUCAUAGUCUCAAAUCAAACGAGUUUGAUGCCUCAGUUAGAAGUGAUUUCAUCUCUUUGAUCUCACAGUUGUCCUGCAACUUUGAUCCAUUUGUGACUUACCUAGCUAUCAACUAUUUGGAUCGCUUCCUUGCUAAUCAAGGGAUAUUGCAGCCAAAGCCAUGGGCCAAUAAACUUAUUGCAGUAACUUGCUUCUCUCUAGCAAUAAAGAUGUUGAAAACAGAGUACUCUGCCACUGAUGUUCAGGCUCUUCUGAAUCAUAGUGAUGGUGGUUUCAUAUUUGAGACACAAACAAUACAAAGAAUGGAAGCACUUGUCUUAGGAGCAUUACAUUGGAGAAUGCGUUCAAUCACUCCUUUCUCUUUCAUUCCUUACUUCAUCAAUUUGUUUAGGCUUGAUGAUAUAACAUUAAAAGUUCUUAAAGAUAGAGCUUCUGAAAUUAUAUUGAAGUCACAAAAAGAUAUUAAGGUUUUGGAAUUCAAGCCAUCUAUAGUUGCUGCUUCAUCUCUUCUUUAUGCUUCUCAUGAAUUGUUUCCAUUUCAAUAUCCAGGCUUCUUGGGAACAAUAUCCGAUUGUUCAUAUGUAAAUAAAGAAAGUGUUGUGGAGUGCUAUAAUGUUAUACAAGAUAUAGCUAAGGAGGAGUACGAAUCCAUGUUUAAUGUGAAUUCAAGUUCAGGCACACCAGUUAAUGUGUUGGACGAAAAUUUUCUAAGCUUGGAAAGUGAAAAAACCAAUGGAACCAAUGUUACUCCUACUAAGAGAAGGAAAAUUUAAAUCAUCAAUGAUGAAGUACCAAAAAACUGAAGAAGAUAACAACAUUUAAUUCUUCUGGUCCAUUCAAGAUGAUUAAUGUUUAUUGUACGUAGUUGAAUAAAAUAUAUUUAAUGUGAAAAAAAUGAGGAUCAAUAAUAGGAAGAGAUAGUGUGAUGGAAUUUAUGGAAAAAUGAGAAAAAUGGAAAUUUUAUCUAUAUAGUUAGUGGACAAAAUCACUGUAACGUGAUCCUCGUACGGUUUACAUUAAAUCUUCUGAUUAUGAAAAGGACUAUGGAAGAAAAUAUUGGAAUUUUAAUAUCUUUUUUUUUUUUCCUAUGUUAGAGGAAACAAAAAGACAAAAUGUAACUUUGAAUUGUAUGGCUGGAUUUUUGUAUUGUCUAACUUGUAGUGAAGUGUGGUUCUGUCUCUUAGCCUAUGGCAAAGGAAUAAUAGUAUAGUAAUACUGAUGGAA
Messenger RNA from Trifolium pratense (red clover), 1600 nucleotides. Its product is annotated as putative cyclin-D6-1. Bases 265 to 1149 code for a protein of 294 amino acids. Gene Ontology annotation, cellular component: nucleus; cytoplasm; cyclin-dependent protein kinase holoenzyme complex. Gene Ontology annotation, molecular function: cyclin-dependent protein serine/threonine kinase regulator activity. Lineage: Eukaryota; Viridiplantae; Streptophyta; Magnoliopsida; Fabales; Fabaceae. Gene Ontology annotation, biological process: mitotic cell cycle phase transition; regulation of cyclin-dependent protein serine/threonine kinase activity. The transcript is spliced from 6 exons. The record is from RefSeq and is a predicted model, not a curated record.